Messenger RNA from Metopolophium dirhodum (rose-grain aphid), 1119 nucleotides. RefSeq lists its product as uncharacterized. The record is from RefSeq and is a predicted model, not a curated record. The transcript has 2 exons. NCBI's taxonomy places the organism in Eukaryota, Metazoa, Arthropoda, Insecta, Hemiptera, Aphididae. The coding region runs from base 1 to 1119 and encodes 372 amino acids.
AUGAAGAUAGUACCAACUGUAAGUAGUUUUAAUGUAACAGGUUGUGUUAAAAAUGUUACACCAUGGUUACAAACAUCAGUUGAUAUUAUAACUCCUGUUGCUGAAUGUUCUAAAACAUUAGAUCAACCAAUUGCUUCAAAUUAUUGCAUCCCUUAUGUUGAUAACCAUAAUAAAUUCCAAGUAACUAAUAACACACCUUUAUCAAUAGAAAAUAAUACAACACAGAAUUUAAGUUUAAGUGAUAAAUUACGAUCAUUUAUUGUAAAAUAUAAAGUAUCACAUAAUUGUUGUAAUAGUUUACUUCAAAUAUUACGAAGUGAAGGCCUAGAAGUCCCGAAAGAUGUGAGGACAUUGAUGAAAACACCUAAAAAUCAUGAAAUUGUUGCGGUUUCUGGUGGCUCGUAUGUACAUUUAGGUAUUAAAAAUAUGCUACUACCUUUUUUAAGCAAGCAUAAUGCACAAGUAUAUAUCACACCUCACAUUUUAAAAAUAGGCAUAAAUAUUGAUGGACUUCCCAUAGCCAAAAGUUCCAAGAGCCAACUGUGGCCCAUAUUGAUUUCAGUUAUUAAUUUUAAAGAAUUACGAAAUCAUGUGAUUCCUAUAGGCAUUUUUCAUGGGUUUCAGAAACCCCAUUCGAUUGAAGAAUUCCUUAAUCCAUUUAUUAUUGAUUUACUAGAGAUUAUAGAUAAUGGUUUAACCGUAAAUGAUACAUUAUUUACCUUGGAAAUAUCUAAUAUAUCCUGUGAUGCUCCGGCAAAGGCCUUUUUACUUAAUGUCAAAAGUCAUAAUGCUUAUUUUGGAUGUACAUCUUGCACUGAAGAAGGGACAUACCUUGAGCACCGUAUGACAUACCCUGGUUUAGAUACACCAUUGAGGACCAAUGAGACUUUUAGAAAUAAGACUGAUGAUGAUUAUCACAAAGGUGACAGUCCAUUGAUACGCCUACCAAUUAAUAUAGUAGAAAUUGUUGUAUUAGAUUACAUGCACAAUGUAUGUCUGGGUGUCGUUAAACGGUUAAUAGAAAUGUGGGUUAAAGGCAAUAAACAAGUGCGAUUAGAAAAGGUGAAAAAAGAAAAGAUAAACUUUGAAUUAAAUAAUUUAAAACAUAUAUGCAAUUAA